Messenger RNA from Candidozyma pseudohaemuli, 1902 nucleotides. RefSeq lists its product as uncharacterized. The record is from RefSeq and is a predicted model, not a curated record. Bases 1 to 1902 code for a protein of 633 amino acids. The transcript has a single exon. NCBI's taxonomy places the organism in Eukaryota, Fungi, Ascomycota, Pichiomycetes, Serinales, Metschnikowiaceae.
AUGUUGAAGCUCACAAGGACAAUCUUAAGCCCUUCAGAUCCAAAUACCCAGCACAUGAUUCGAGGAGCCAUAGGAAGCGCCCGUAAGACAGAACGUCUACGCAAGGAUGUCUAUCGACUUUUCAACAUCCAUGCUGCUUGCAAAGCACAAGAAACUCAAGAUUCUCAACCAAGAAAAACCUCCACCAUUUCUAGCAUCUUGGAAAAUGCACCAUCGAACACAUUCCUUGAUCUGCUUCCGAGAAAUCUUCUGAAACCGACCAUAAUUGAAACUGGAGAUGCUAGCAAAGAAGUCAAAGACAAGAUAAAUGAUCUCCUAAAGCGUGGUCAAUACAAUCUCGUCUUGAACGCCUUGAUCUCUUGGAGUGAAGCCCACACAGCCGACGAGUUCCAAGAACUCUUGAGCCCACGUGAGUUCUCCUAUGUGAUGGAGAAGCUUGUAAAUAGACAGGCGUGGGUCUAUCGUGCUAUGGGAACAGAAAAUGUCAUUAAAGACGACUACUCUCCAUUAACACCAUUGGCAUUAGAGGCCAAAGACUUCAGAAACGGUAUAAGACGAAUCUACUCCAACCUCCUCUUUGGGGGCGAUAAGUCACAGCACAUCUAUCACAAGGACAAGCGAGGUUCCUUGGGUGACGUCCAUUACGACUUGACAGUGCGAGACUUCGAAAACUUGAUUCAGCUCGAGCUGCAAAACUGUAAGAUGGAUUUGGCAUCCAAGUGGUAUCAAAGAUUUGAACAGAAGUAUCCAGACAAUGGGCACUAUCUGAGAAUGUCCUACAACUUGUGGCUUCUUAGGUUCUACGUCUACGGUAACGCAGAGUCGAGAAACUGGAAGGUGGACGGAACGUUGACCAACAGAGGACGCAGAGAUAGAAAGAGAUCGAUGUUCUUGUCUCAUGCCCACUGGCUCGAACUUUUCAAUGAGUUCGCCAAGAAUCAGCAUCUUAUGCUGGGAAACUCGCAGUUUUCAUUCGAGAAGUCUUCAAUACUCGCUGUAAUGGGUGCGAUGUCACAUUCUAAGGACAAGGCCCAGAUUUGUAAAUUCAUAGAAGGAGUUUGGGGUAUUGAUGGCAAAGGCCGCUUACAGAAGAAGAUUCCCCAAGACGACCCUCGUUAUCCUGACGUUGAUAUAUUGUCUACAAUUGUCGUGUCUUUGAUUUACAACGACCAAACAGUAAAGGCAAUGGUUUACUUGAAUGCUUUCCAAGAACAUUACAAUAUUGAAUUGGGCAAGGAUUCAAAGCAGCUAUGGGAUAUGGUGUUCGACUGGGCCGAAUUCCUCACCAGGUUUUCUGAGGAACGUUCUCUCCAAUUCUUCCUCAGAAAUACCGACACCAAGGUCGGAGGCAAACUUAACCCAAGUUUAUCAAAAGCAAAGUCCUCUCCCAAUUUUGAUUACGAGGGCUUUUUGACUUUCCUUGCCGAUUUGCAAAAUCAUAGAACAAGGCUCAUGGACGAGCUCUGGACUUGCUAUAAAGAAAGCGGUUCAGUUUUGUCUACCAGAGCUUAUUUGUCUCGUUUUCUUGUACUUCGUGAUGCUAAAGACGAAAAUGGGUUGUUCGAGUUUCUCAAGGAGAUCACAUUGGAAUUGCGUUUUCAGCUGUUGCCAGAGGAUGCUUUUAAUCAUAAAAUGCUGAUUAAUUCGUCCAAACGUCUUCGGGUGUUGUAUGAACGGGCAGUCAGGACUUUGAUCGAUUUCAAGGGAGAGGCCGGUGAACUCGAGCUUAUCGAGGUUGUGGUUCGCAAGUGGGCUAUUGAUGCAGAAAUGAAGACAUCAUUAGAGAAUUAUGCACUGGAGAACUUCUCGAGGUUUGAAGCUAAGCGGAAGGAAAGAGAAGAGAGCAAGUUGAUGAAGGAGCAAGAAGAAGAGGAUGAAAAAUUUUUGGGCCUCAUGGUAUAG